AUGAUCCCAUGCACUAUCACCCUCCCAUCACUCUUCAACCCACCGGCCAAAACAUUAUCCCUGAGUGAAACCAAAGCCAUUCAUGCCCAUGCCAUCAAAACGAGCCUUUUGGAUUCCCAUGUUCACUCUGUCAACAACCUCCUCAAGCUAUACACUAUCUCUGGGGACAUUUCGUCUGCGCGCAACCUGUUUGAUAGAAUUCCCCACAGAGAUACCAUCUCUUGGACCACUCUCAUUCGUGCAUACACCAAGUCCGGUACCCCGUCCGAGUCCAUCCGCUUAUUCUUCCAAAUGCUCGAUACAUCCCCUGACACCAAACCCGACCAAAUUACUCUCACCGUCGUCCUCUCUGCCUGCGCCGCCCUCGGCAAUCUCCAACUUGCCCGGGAUUUACACACCUACAUCAACACCAACACUAGCAUUGCCAAUGACAUUCAUCUAGGCAAUGCGCUCAUCUCAAUGUACUCUAAAUGCGGCGACAUAGACACAGCUUACAAGCUCUUCACCAGAACACGCCUGGCCGAGAGAAACAUCGUCACUUGGAACUCAAUCAUCUCAGGCCUCACAAGCAAUGCCAAGUUCAAAGAAGCCCUGUCUCUGUUCCGCAAAAUGCAGCGCAUCGGUGUGAAGCCAGACCAAGUUACUCUCGUCGCCAUGCUCAAUGCGUGCGCUAACCUCGGCACUCUUGACAUUGGCCAGUGGCUCCACACUCUCAUCACUCAAUCCCAAACACUGAUCAAUAACCAUUUCAUGGCAAAUGCACUGAUUGACAUGUACGGUAAAUGCGGCAGCAUAGACCGAGCUCACCGUGUCUUCACUUCGAUCAAACCAAAGCACAGAGAUGUUUACAGCUACACAAGCAUGAUCACAGCUCUCGCCAUGCAUGGCCGUGGAGAGAAAGCUUUACAUCUCUUUGCAGACAUGUUGAAAGCCGGCAUUAAACCGAACAGAGUCACAUUCAUUGGGGUUCUAUCAGCGUGUAACCAUGCUGGCAUUGUUGCCACUGGACUUAGUCAUUUCCAAUCCAUGUCAAGCAUCCACAGCAUUGAACCUCAAAUGGAACAUUACAGCUGCAUUGCAGAUAUGCUAGCAAGAGCAGGUCUUGUAGAAGAGGCUUUGAACUUAAUCAAAAACAUGCCUUUCAAACCAGAUUCAGCAAUGUGGAGUUCUUUACUUAGUGCUUGCAGGAUUCAUGGGAAUGUUUCACUUGCUGAGAGUAUCAUGAGACAAGUUGAUAGUGAUAAUGAUAAUGAAGAUGAAGACUAUUAUGUGCUUAUGUCCAACAUAUACAAGGAGGCCAAGAGAGGAAGAGAUGCAAGUAGUCAACAUAUGGAGAUGAGUAAGAAGAGAAAAGCUAAAAAGAAGAAGAAGAAGAAGAAGGAACCAGGGUGUAGUCUGAUUGAGAUCAAUGGAGAGGUUCAUGAGUUCAAGAAGGGCUCAAUCUCACAUCCUCAAACAAAAGAUAUACAUCUCAUGCUUCAUAACAUUCACACUCAUCUCAAAUAUUAUCAUUGA
Molecule: messenger RNA, 1515 nt
Organism: Dioscorea cayenensis subsp. rotundata (Guinea yam)
Lineage: Eukaryota; Viridiplantae; Streptophyta; Magnoliopsida; Dioscoreales; Dioscoreaceae
Product: pentatricopeptide repeat-containing protein At1g08070, chloroplastic-like
Exons: 1
Coding region: 1-1515 (504 amino acids)
Biological process (GO): RNA modification
Molecular function (GO): RNA binding; protein binding
Source: RefSeq, a predicted model, not a curated record